Eimeria tenella is the source of this 312-nucleotide messenger RNA. RefSeq lists its product as uncharacterized. The coding region runs from base 1 to 312 and encodes 103 amino acids. Lineage: Eukaryota; Apicomplexa; Conoidasida; Eucoccidiorida; Eimeriidae. The record is from RefSeq and is a predicted model, not a curated record. The transcript is spliced from 2 exons.
AUGGAGAAGUUCCCGGCGGCGGUGGCGGCGGCGACGGCAGCUCGCCAGCAGGGCGCAGUGGGCCACGGCGCUCACAGCAGCAGCAGUAGCAGCAGCAGCAAUAGCAGCAGCAGGAGCAGCAGCAAUAGGAGCAGCAGCAGCAGCAGCAACAGGAGCAGCAAUAGGAGCAGCAGCCCCAGCGAGUCCGGCAGCACAGCAGCGGAUGCGGCAGCAGGCGAGCAGCAGCAGAUAGAGCAACUCUGGCAGAUGCAGCUGCAGCAGCAGCACAGCAGCAGCAGCAGCAGCAGCAGCAGCAACAGCAGCAGCACCUGA